AUGAACGUGAACGUGCUGCUCGACUCGGCCAAGGACGCCUUCUACGCUCUGACUGGCUCGUGCUGCAAGACCGAUGCGACGCUGAAACUCAACGGGCGGUCAUUCACCAUCGUAAAGCUCCUCGGCGAGGGCGGAUUCAGCUACGUAUACCUCGCUAGGGACAAUGCCUCGGGAAGAUUGUUUGCGCUGAAGAAGAUUAGGUGUCCAUUGGGAAGCGACUCGGUCAAGGCGGCGCUGAAGGAGGUCGAGGCCUACAAACGCUUCCGGCAUCCCAACAUUAUCCGCUGCCUCGACAGCUGCGUCGUCCAGGACCGUGAGAGCGAUGGAAAGGUCAUCUACCUCUUCCUGCCUUACUACAAGAAUGGCACCGUCCAGCACGUCAUCUCCGCCAACGCCGUCAACGGCUCGCGCUACCCGGAACACCAAAUGCUCUCCAUCUUCCUCGGCACCUGCCAAGCCGUCCGCGCGAUGCACCAGCACAAAUCCGGCCUUUCUUCCUCCAGCUCCAGCCGACGACCCCGAAUGAGUCCCGCUGCAUCGACGUCAGGCAGCGGAGCGAACGGCUCGAGUUACCCGCCUGCGAAUCGCGGUGGGGAUGCGACGACUACGGAGGACGAGGCGUUCGACGAGUUUGAUGACGAGGAGGAAGAAUCCGGCGGGUUGCGGAUGGGCACAGAGGGACAGGCUUUGAUUGGUGGGUUGGAGAGUGCGAAGGCCCAGCUGGAAGAGGAGGAGGGUGAUGAGGGGAUGGCGGGACUGGGAGACGAGGAUGGCGCGACGGUGCUGGGAAAGGUUGGAGACGGGCAGAAACGGACGGGUGGUGUGUUGUCCGACGGCGAGGGGAAGAAGGGAGCGAUCACUCCUUGGGCGCAUCGCGACAUCAAGCCUGCGAACGUCAUGCUUGCGGACGACGGCACGACGCCCAUCCUCAUGGACUUUGGCUCGGCGAUGCCUGCGCGGAUCCCGAUUCCGGACCGGCGGGUUGCGCUGCUUCAGCAAGACUUGGCGGCCGAGCAUUGCUCGAUGCCAUUCCGGGCGCCUGAGCUGUUUGAUGUCAAGACCGGCACGACUCUGACAGAAGCAGUCGACAUCUGGUCUCUCGGCUGCACGCUCUACGCGAUGGCGUACGGCACCUCUCCCUUCGAGACGGCACAGCAGUCCGAGCACGGCGGCUCGAUCGCCAUGGCUGCCAUGGGCGGCAAGUUCUCGUUCCCCGACGACGGCCAGUACAGCGAGCGGUUCAGGGAUCUCGUUAGGGCGAUGCUCAAGGUCAACCCAGAGGAGCGGCCAACCAUCCAAAAGGUCAUCGAGAUGACGCAGGAAGUCCUCGCGCGGCUACAGUAG
Messenger RNA from Rhodotorula toruloides NP11, 1344 nucleotides. Its product is annotated as serine/threonine-protein kinase. Lineage: Eukaryota; Fungi; Basidiomycota; Microbotryomycetes; Sporidiobolales; Sporidiobolaceae. Gene Ontology annotation, molecular function: protein serine/threonine kinase activity; ATP binding. Gene Ontology annotation, cellular component: cytoplasm; Golgi apparatus. The transcript is spliced from 9 exons. The record is from RefSeq and is a predicted model, not a curated record. Bases 1 to 1344 code for a protein of 447 amino acids. Gene Ontology annotation, biological process: vacuolar protein processing; protein phosphorylation; regulation of vacuole fusion, non-autophagic.